CAAAGUAUUGCAAAGUCAACUUUGUGAAAAUUUAUUUAAAGUAUUUAAUAAAUUAAUAAACUAGAUAUGAUGAAAAAAUCAUUAAUAUUUAUGACAUUUCAUUUAAUGGGAUGCAUUAAUUGCUGUGUCAUAGAGACUGAUCGACCGUUAACCGAAGAAGUGAAGAAGAAUUUCAAGUCACCAUGGCUGGUGCUUAUUGUCGACGAAACUAUAACUUCACCAUUUGGCAUCAGUUAUGGCGCUAUUAUAAAAGAAAACAUUGUCUUAACCUCAGCGGAAGCAAUAUUCGAUCACGAUAGUAAUAAUUUAUUAGCUGUGACUGAUUGCGCGAUAGGUGAUUGGAAUGAAGAUCUAAGUCCAGAAUUGUGCGUGUCCAGAAGAACAGAGGAAAUUUUUCCGAAUUAUGAUUCUAAAAAAAACAUUGAAAAUACUGAUUGGGUCAUGUUAAUUUUGGAAGAACCUUUCGAACUGACCAAUGAAAUAAAUACAAUUCCAAUAAUCAAUGAUGAUAAUAUUGAUGAUAUUGAUAAAGACAAUUGUGUGGUUUAUCAGUGGAUGCUUGAAUAUGAUGACUUUUUUGGGGGCAUCAGUUAUGGCGCUAUUAUAAAAGAUAACAUUGUCUUUACCUCAUCAAAAGCAGUAUUAGAUCGCGAUGUUGAUAAUUUAUUGGCUGUGACUGAUUGCGAGAUAAUUGAUUGGAGAGAAGAUUCAAGUCCAAAAUUUUGCGUGUCCAGAAGAACAGCGGGAAUUUAUCCGAAUGAUGCCUCCAAAGAAAACAUAAUAGAUAGUGAUUGGGUCAUGUUAAUUUUAGAAGAACCUUUUGAAAUGACCGAUAGCAUAAAUACAAUUCCAAUGAUAAAUGAUGAUAAUUUUAAUGAUAUUGAUGAAAAUGAUUGUUUGGUUUACCGAUAG
Molecule: messenger RNA, 912 nt
Organism: Microplitis mediator
Lineage: Eukaryota; Metazoa; Arthropoda; Insecta; Hymenoptera; Braconidae
Exons: 5
Coding region: 67-912 (281 amino acids)
Biological process (GO): proteolysis
Molecular function (GO): serine-type endopeptidase activity
Source: RefSeq, a predicted model, not a curated record